AUGGCUGAAUACAAACUAGCCUACGAGUCAGAAUUGGAUGCCUUCCACCCCUCCUUCCGCUAUGGAACCCGCGACCCAAAAGAAGACUGGAAAACCUCCGCUCUCCGCGGACCAGCUUUGCCAGUUCUCGGAAACGCAGUUGCCGGUGCGGUCGGCUCCGCGAUAUCAAACGUCAUCGUCUACCCACUUAACGUGAUCGUUGCCCGUCUUCAGACCCAAGCGAAGAAGGACAAGCCAGAACAGGGUUCCGAUGACGACCCAGAGUAUAAGGAUAUCCUAGAUGCAGCUCGGAAGAUUUACGAGCAGCAAGGAUGGGCUGGAUUCUACCCCGGUCUGGCGCAGGAUACGUGGAAAUCGGUCGCAGACUCGUUUCUCUUCUUCCUCGCGUACAACACCGUCCGACAACGAAGAAUCGUUGCUCGAGUCGGUCCGGCCAAGGCAGCGAAGAGCAAGAAUAUCGUUCUCCCUAUUUGGGAUGAACUUGCAGUUGGUAUGCUUGCCGGUGCGUUCUCAAAGCUGUUCACAACACCUUUGUCAAAUAUUGUUACGCGAAAACAGACUGCAGCGCGAAAGGGCGGGAAAGACGGUAGAGAACUGUCGACAGCGGAAAUUGCAGCUCAGAUUCGUGCUGAGAAGGGGAUCAGCGGCUUUUGGUCAGGAUACUCGGCAUCCCUGGUCCUCACCCUCAACCCGUCAAUCACCUUCUUCCUCAACGAGGUGCUGAAGUACGCCCUUCUCCCACGCGAGAAGCGUCAGCGACCUUCAGCUGCAGUGACAUUCCUAUUAGCGGCUUUGAGCAAAUCAACCGCUUCGUCAAUCACAUACCCCUUCUCUCUGGCCAAGACCAGGGCGCAGGCACUCAAGAGUGCUCAGAAAGCAGCUCCACGGGACUCUGGCUCAAAUGUGGUGUUGGCCGCGCUUACGCCGAAGAUAUUCUCGACUGUAGCGACGAUCUACCUGACGGAGGGUAUCUCUGCUCUGUAUGCUGGUCUACCGGGAGAAGUUUUGAAGGGAUUCUUCUCGCAUGGAUUCACUAUGCUGGCCAAAGACGCCGUGUACGCAACCAUCGUCAAAUUCUACUAUCUCCUUCUCAUCGUUGCGCGCCGGUAUCCCUCUCCUGAGGAGCUUCUAGCGCGAGCCCGCGAGCAGGCCGAAGAAUAUAGCGAGAUUGCGCGCGAGGGAGCCCGUGAAUUAGCCGAGCGGACGCGCGAAGGUGCCGAGGAUGCGUUGAAGAAUCAUUCUGGCAGCGUUGCCGUAGAUAUGACUUCCAAUGCGGCUACGGCAACGAGUGCUGCGAAGGUUGGCAGUAUAGCCCACGGGGUCGAUGCUUCCACUGGGUAUAAAGUUCCGGGUGUUUCCUAUGAAAUCAAUGAGACGGCUGAAUUGGUUGGGGAUUAUGUUGAGGAAGAGGCUACGGAGUGGAAAACUUUCUAUCACUGGUUUUGGGACAAGAAUCGCGGGAUGAAGGGUUGA
This is a messenger RNA of Penicillium brasilianum, 1473 nucleotides long. The record is from the annotation of a GenBank genome assembly. NCBI's taxonomy places the organism in Eukaryota, Fungi, Ascomycota, Eurotiomycetes, Eurotiales, Aspergillaceae.